AUGACAAACCAUCCAAUAACGCAGCCAGACAAAACAUAUGUCAGCAAGUCGACUUGGGUUCGCUUCACCAAAUUAGUCUUGUCAGUGACUCUUACUGGGAAAACUUUAACUUUGGAAUGUUGCACAAAUGACACUAUAGACAAUAUAAAACAAAAGAUACAAGACAAAGAAGGUAUUCCGCCAGACCAGCAGAUACUUGUUUUUGAAGGUAAACAUUUGGAGGAUGGUUGUACGCUUGCAGAUUACAACAUUCAAAAGAAGGACGCAAUACAUUUGGUUCUACAACUUCGUGGUGGAGGAUAUGUGCUCAGUUACUUGCCCUUAAGUGCUCUGGACCCGAAAUACAAUUACGAUUUUACACAUAUUAAGGAUAUUGGGGUGAUUUAUAUGCGAGGAAAGGUUCAGUAUCGAAGACCAUGUGGAUGGCAACGUUUUGCUUUAAAGGUCUCUGGAAGAUAUGACAAUGGUGAUGACGCUUGGCUUGGUACUGGUGAUGACGCUUGGCCAGUGUCUUAUCAUGGUACUGCCAAGAAUAAUGCGAAAUCAAUUUCCGAAGAAGGAUAUUUGUUGAGCAAGGGAAAACGUUUUGCUUUUGGACGGGGUAUUUAUUCAACGCCCGAUAUUCGCAUAGCCGAAUGCUAUGCAACGGAAUUUGAGUUUGCCGGGAGGACAUACGUGAUGGUGAUUCAGAAUCGAGUAAAUCCAAAAGGUUUAGUCAAGAUUGAGGCGACAAGAACUGGAGUUGGCAAGUAUUGGAUUUCCAAGGAUGGAGAAGAUGUUAGACCGUAUGGAAUUUGUAUAAAAGAAAAGAGCGGGUCGUAA
Molecule: messenger RNA, 822 nt
Organism: Paraglomus brasilianum
Lineage: Eukaryota; Fungi; Glomeromycota; Glomeromycetes; Paraglomerales; Paraglomeraceae
Source: the annotation of a GenBank genome assembly